AUGACAAAAGAUAAGGUCACCGGGACUUUGGUUUUCGCUGUCGUCACAGCUGCACUGGGUUCCUUCCAGUUUGGAUAUGAUAUUGGCGUGAUCAACGCACCUCAAGAGGUAAUAAUAUCCCAUUAUGAAUAUGUUUUGGGUAUUCCACUGGAAGACCGAAAAGCUAUCAACAACUAUACUAUCAACAGUACAAAUGACCUGCCCACAAUCCCAUACCUAAGGGAUUCAACACCAACCUCUUUGGCGGAGGAAGAGACUACAACAUCUACUAGCCUCAUCACCAUGCUCUGGUCCUUGUCUGUGUCUAGCUUUGCAGUUGGUGGAAUGAUUGCAUCCUUCUUUGGUGGGUGGCUUGGAGACCAGCUUGGAAGAAUCAAAGCCAUGUUGGUAGCAAAUGUUCUCUCAUUAGCUGGAGCUCUCUUGAUGGGGUUUUCCAAACUGGGACCAUCUCACAUUCUUAUAAUUUCAGGAAGAAGCAUAUCAGGACUCUAUUGUGGGCUAAUUUCAGGCUUGGUUCCAAUGUACAUUGGUGAAAUUGCUCCGACCACACUCAGGGGCGCCCUUGGCACACUUCACCAGCUGGCCAUUGUCACAGGCAUUCUCAUUAGUCAGAUUGUCGGCCUGAACUUCAUCUUGGGCAGUCAUGAGCAGUGGCAUAUCCUGCUUGGUUUGUCUGCUCUGCCAGCCAUCCUCCAGUCUCUGCUGCUCCUCUUCUGUCCUGAAAGCCCCAGAUACCUUUACAUCAAGUUGGAUGAGGAAGUCAAAGCAAAGAAAAGCUUGAAAAGACUCAGAGGAAGUGAUGAUGUCACCAAAGACAUCACUGAGAUGAGAAAAGAAAAGGAAGAAGCAUCAAGUGAACAAAAAGUCUCCAUAAUUCAGCUCUUCACCAAUUCCAGCUACCGACAGUCUAUUAUAGUGGCAUUGAUGCUGCAUAUGGCCCAGCAAUUUUCUGGAAUCAAUGCGAUAUUUUACUACUCAACCAGCAUUUUUCAGACUGCUGGAAUCAGCCAACCUGUUUAUGCAACCAUUGGAGUUGGUGCCGUCAACAUGGUUUUCACUGCUAUCUCUGUAUUCCUUGUGGAGAAGGCAGGGCGACGCUCUCUGUUUCUAAUAGGAAUGAGUGGGAUGUUUGUCUGUGCUAUCUUCAUGUCCGUGGGACUUAUACUACUGAAUAAAUUGGCUUGGAUGAGUUACGUGAGCAUGGUAGCCAUCUUCCUCUUUGUCAGUUUCUUUGAAAUUGGGCCAGGCCCCAUCCCCUGGUUCAUGGUGGCGGAGUUCUUUAGUCAAGGACCGCGGCCUGCUGCUUUAGCAAUAGCUGCAUUCAGCAACUGGACCUGCAAUUUCAUUGUAGCUCUGUGUUUCCAGUACAUUGCGAAGUUCUGUGGACCUUAUGUGUUUUUCCUCUUCGCUGGAGUGGUCCUGGCCUUUACUCUGUUUACAUUUUUCAAAGUUCCGGAAACCAAAGGAAAGUCCUUUGAGGAAAUCGCGGCAGAAUUCCGAAAGAAGAGUGGCUCAGCCCAAGCGCCCAAAGCCGCCGUGGAAAUGGAAUUCCUUGGAGCCUCAGAGACUGUGUAA
Puma concolor (puma) is the source of this 1575-nucleotide messenger RNA. It is a transcript of the gene SLC2A2, whose product is annotated as solute carrier family 2 member 2. Gene Ontology annotation, biological process: dehydroascorbic acid transport. The record is from RefSeq and is a predicted model, not a curated record. Gene Ontology annotation, cellular component: plasma membrane; brush border. NCBI's taxonomy places the organism in Eukaryota, Metazoa, Chordata, Mammalia, Carnivora, Felidae. Gene Ontology annotation, molecular function: D-glucose transmembrane transporter activity.